CUGUAGUGCAUGAAGCAUCCUGCAGGAGGUGCUGUCACACACACACACACACACACACACACACACACUGCCUCCAGUCAUGAACCAGUCAGAGAGCAGGAGUCACUAACUAGCAUUUGGUCGGGCAAGGAAUGUAAAUGUCUGAGGACAAGGAAGCCCAGGAGGAUGAGCUGCUUGCUUUAGCAAGCAUCUAUGAUGAGGAGGAAUUCCACCAGGCGGAGUCGGCUCAGGGCGGAGAGAUCCAACUCUGUCUGGAGCUCCCUCCUGAUUUCAAAGUUGUCGUCAAAGGAGAGAAGCAAACAGAAUAUAAUGUCUGCUUCUUACCUCCUUUGGUGCUCAACUUUGAGCUUCCUGCAGACUAUCCAUCCACAUCCUCACCUGUCUUCACUCUCAGCUCUAAAUGGAUGACCAGAGCUCAGAUGAGCUCUCUUUGCAGACGUCUAGAUGAUCUGUGGGAGGAGAACCAGGGCUGUGUGGUUCUUUUCACAUGGAUCCAGUUCCUCAAAGAGGAGGCUCUGGACUUUCUAGGCAUCCUGUCUCCUCUUGAAGUCAUCAGGGGAGGAAGUAAGGCAGGUGGGGAGCGAAGGAAAACUGACCCAGCAGCCACAGCUCUGACGCAGUGUGGGAGUCUUUCUGAAAACGCAGAGGAGAAGAAAACAGAAGUGAAGAAGGAAAAGUCUCCACCACAGCUUUCAUCGUCUUCUCAACUGGACCCGCGGGCCGUUGUGUCGUUAGACCCGCGAGCCGACCUCCUACCUCAGCUCCUGGACUUUGACGAGGAGCAGCGCCAGAGGGCGUUUGACAGCAAGGUGUUCGGCUGUGGGAUCUGCUUUGUAGAGAAGCUGGGCUCAAACUGCCUCUGCUUUAAGGAGUGCCAGCAUGUCUACUGCAAGGCCUGCAUGACUGAAUACUUCCAGAUCCAAAUACGGGACGGCAACGUUCAGUGCCUUAAUUGCCCUGAGCCCAAAUGUACCUCCUUAGCUACACCAUCGCAGGUGAAGCAGCUUGUGGAUGAGGAGCUGUUUGCCCGUUAUGACCGUUUGCUGCUCCAGUCCAGUCUGGACCUCAUGGCCGACGUGGUGUACUGUCCCCGCCAGUCCUGUGGCACCGCCGUUAUGGUGGAGCCGGACACAACCAUGGGGAUUUGCUCGGCCUGCCAGUAUGCCUUUUGCACCUUGUGCAAGCUGGGCUAUCACGGUCUCUCCCACUGUAAAAUCCCUGCAGAUGAAUUGCGUAACCUCAGAGAUGAGUACCUGUCAGCGACAGCGAUGGGGAAAAAGUUCAUGGAGCAACGCUUUGGGAAGAGGGUGAUCCAGAAAGCCGUGGAAGAGUCCUUUAGUAGAGACUGGCUCAAUGAGAACUGCAAAGGCUGCCCACGCUGUGGAACCAACAUUCAGAAAGCGGAUGGCUGUAAUAAGAUGACCUGCACCUCCUGUAGACAAUACUUCUGUUGGCUGUGCCUGGGCCACCUCAGCAAAGUCAACCCGUACAGUCACUUUAACAACCCACAUUCACCCUGUUACAACCAACUCUUCCAAGGUGUGGAUCUUGACGAAGAAGAUGCCUUCUGGAGUGAUGAGGAGGACUGAGGCCUGUGCAGUGCCUCCCUGCUGUAUGCUCCAUUUGAAUGCACUUUAUCUCACGGAACCAUCUCUUCACCUGUGACUAUGCCUGCGUUAGCACAACAGGGCCACUACAAUCAUGUACCACUGUUUAUGUUUUUAAUAUGAUCAGGCAUCUUGGGUAUAAAACAUUCUGGGUGUAAAUUGUUGAUAUUUACCUAAUAUAUAUCAUGUAUAUUAGGUCAGGAAUGGAAAGAAGAGUUUUAGCCUCAGAGAGAAAUAGAGAGAGAAACAAUAAAGAGUGGUCAUUUUGGUAAAAAUAGACAUUUUCUGUAACAUUCAUGAACAUGCGGUUGAUGAUAGUGAAUCUUUUAGAUAUGACAAUGUUAUACAACUGGACUUUUAUUUCAAAAGACAAAUGUAAAGUUCUCUUUAUUAUACUCUAAAUGAAGUCUACGGAGCUACACUCUCUCUUUAAUUGGACUUUGUCAUGAUGAGUUUUCACAUCAGGCUUAUAAUGAUCAACAGGUGACACUGGAAUCACUGACUCAUUGUGGUAAUUUCAAGCGAUUGCUUACAAUCAGCUACCAACUGGGUGCUGCAGGGAAAAGAAGGACUGUAUUUGCCCUUCUUUGUCAUAUUAUGUAUCCUGCUUGUUAUGUUAAGUAUCUACCCUCUGGCUGGCUUUCUGUCGCAUGCCAACACUAUGACAUUAACUUCAAACAAACGUCAAAGUGAAUAAUUAAGUGAAUUAACUAUGACACACACCCUUGAUACAAGAUUAAAGCAAUGCAGGCAAACCUGGAGAUUCGUCACCCAGACAUAAUUACAUAGAUUGUGCUGUUUGUUUCAGCUUUAGGCUGUUUUGGUUGACUAGGAUGGGAAGCCCGACAUUUUUUUCAUCUUUUGUCGGGAUAUGAUUUUUUUUUUUUUCCUCUCUUUUUUGAAAAUUAUGUUUGGAUUUGCUUUUUCUUGAAAUUAGUUAAUUUACAGAAGAGCAUUUUUGAGGGUCAUAUGAUAUAAAUCAGGCUGAUUGAAAAGAGGAAUUCUAUGAGAUUGGUUUUGGGGAACGGGCUUCAUAAUAAUAAUAGUUUGUAUUUUUCCACACUGAAUGUAACAAUGGAGGACGCUGCAGUAAAUAUUCAUGACAGUCCAUCCUCUGAUGGGGUUACUGGGAUUGUGAUUAUGGUUGUUCUGGUGUGAGACAGGAAAUCCUCACUUGGUAAACAGCAGAGACAUUUAGAAAUAAUAUUUGACUACAUUUAUUCACACCAUCCUUUGUACAACUGUUCAUUUAAUGUUGCCAAAGUUUAGUGUCAACGAGAGGCCAUAUGAUCUUUAUAAUGUCUAGAGAUACAAACAAUAUUUUGUAUAAUGUUAAUUUAUUUUCAUUUACUAUUUUUUUGUUUUACAUUUGAUCAAAAAGAAGACUAUCUCAUGGGGGCAGUUCUGUUUGAAAUUGCAUCAAAUCUGUUCUUUAUCGACGUUGGAUGAUGAAUGAUUUGUCCCGCACUUCUUCAAAAGUGCAGACUAUACUUUUAGAGUUGAUGCUGGUUUGGACUGGUAAAAAGACAAUCUCUUGUUCAGUCUUGAAAUGCACAUGGAUUCUUUUUCCCUUCAGUGCAGACUCACUGUCACUUCAUGUCUCAUGUAAGAAACAUUUGAAUACAGGAGGACCUGCAGAAUCCUGUAAAAAAGCAUUCGGCAUAAUGUUCCUCAAAAUAAAUGGUAAUACUUUAA
This is a messenger RNA of Sebastes umbrosus (honeycomb rockfish), 3302 nucleotides long. It is a transcript of the gene rnf14, whose product is annotated as ring finger protein 14. NCBI's taxonomy places the organism in Eukaryota, Metazoa, Chordata, Actinopteri, Perciformes, Sebastidae. Bases 138 to 1589 code for a protein of 483 amino acids. Gene Ontology annotation, biological process: protein polyubiquitination; ubiquitin-dependent protein catabolic process; positive regulation of proteasomal ubiquitin-dependent protein catabolic process. Gene Ontology annotation, cellular component: ubiquitin ligase complex; cytoplasm. The record is from RefSeq and is a predicted model, not a curated record. The transcript has 9 exons. Gene Ontology annotation, molecular function: zinc ion binding; ubiquitin protein ligase activity; ubiquitin conjugating enzyme binding.